AUUUUCUACCUUGGUCAUCAAUAACUCGAAGGGCAUUGACUCCAUUUGAUCUUUCUCAAGAGGAUUGAACAACUGAUGGUCGGAUACCUCGCGUCCAUCGGCAUUUUCGAAACGUUGGUCUGGUUGAAUAAAGGCGAAAAUGCUGUACCAUUCAUUGACUUGAUCUGGAUCAAGUCUUCUGGCGUCUACGACAUUCCCGAUAUAAUCAAAUUGGCGCAGCACUCCAUCAGAUCCAAUGACUUUGCAGCCAAGGUCAUCACGCAUUGAACUGGACACCUCCAUGACUGGCCGGCUUGUCGAUGACAGUACAGGACCGUCGAGCUCAGAUCCAGCAGUGGCAGGUGUAGACAAUACUCCCGCGGCUUCCGAAUCCGAUCCAGCAGUGGCUGAUGUAGACGAUAACACCGGGGCUUCCGACUCAGAUUCUGCGGUAGCGGGUGUCGCCGGCUUUUCGUUCUGAGAUUUUUCGCUCUGAGAUGGAAUGAGAUUGCCGGUGUACAAAUCUUAAAGGUAGGUCAGGGG
Molecule: messenger RNA, 522 nt
Organism: Xylona heveae TC161
Lineage: Eukaryota; Fungi; Ascomycota; Xylonomycetes; Xylonales; Xylonaceae
Exons: 2
Coding region: 236-460 (74 amino acids)
Source: RefSeq, a predicted model, not a curated record